GGCUGGUGUUCGAACUCCGAACCCUCCCACCGUGGGCUGAGCUGUGUUUCUCUGUGCUACUGCACUCCGGGCUGGUUCCUAUUCAAAUGUGGGUCAGGGGUGAGGAAGCGUAACGUCAUAAGCUUUCAACAUGGCGUCCCGAAGGCUGUGAGAUGAGCAAGAGGAUGGUAAAGAACGCUUGAGAACCACCCUACCGAUGUAAGAAGCUUCAGGUGGCGUUGGUGUAGGAAGAGAGCGAGCGAGACGCAAGGAAAGAAGGACGGUGGAAAUGGAACUGCCAAAUCAUGCCAAACAACUGCUGCUGCAACUCAACCAACAGAGAGCCAAAGGCUUCCUGUGCGACGUCAUCAUCGUGGUGGAGAAUGCCCUCUUCCGCGCCCACAAGAACAUCCUGGCGGCGAGCAGCAUCUAUUUCAAGUCUUUGGUCCUCCACGAUAACCUCAUUAAUCUUGACACGGAGAUGGUCAACCCCUCCGUGUUCAGGCAAGUGUUGGACUUCAUCUACACGGGCAAGCUGCUCUCCUCGUCGGACCAGGGCAGCGAGCAGAAUUUCAGCGCCCUCUUAACCGCAGCCAGCUACCUCCAGCUCCACGACCUCGCCGCCCUGUGCAGAAAGAAGCUCAAGCGCAGCGGCGGGAAACCCCUGCCCGGUAAACCUUCCACUCCCGGGCCCCUGAGCCGCUUACGCCUCAACAACCAGCGCCUUUCCUCUUCCACGCCCGCCGGGCCCAACAACCACUAUCAUCCCGCCCCUUCGGACGCCGACCAGCCGCAGCCGGACGAAGGCCUUCGGGACAAGCUCUCCGACGACGAAAUGUAUAUCGGCAGCUCCGGGAGGAACGGCAGCGGCGGGAACGGAAGCAGUAACGGUAACCUCAGCAGCGGAGGAAGCGCCGGCGAGCCCGAUCUCGGGCUGGACCUGACCAAAAAGAGCCCUCCCUCGGCAGGCGGGGUGACGGACGCCCUGAGCCCCCACAGCAACUCCCAAGAAUCCCCCCAAUCUGCCUCAGUAUCCACAACCAACAGUGCCUCCCUGGAUGACUCUUCGACCACCCUCCCCAACGCAGACGUUUGCAGCUCGGAGCCCGCUGAGCUCAACUGCGCAUCGAAAGCCGAGAACGCCCACCACGACGGGCCCCCGCCCCAGAAGAAAUCUCGCCAGGGCGGGCGCAAGAACGAAUGGCCCAAGAAGGAGGCAUCGGGGCUGAAGUCCGAAGACCACGACAGGCCCCUGGUGAACGGGGUGAUCGUGGCGCCCAAGGACGGCCGAGCCGGCGGGGGCAGCGCCGGCGGCCUCAACUCGGACCAAACCCACCGGUGCAAAGACGAGGAAGAGGGAGGAGAAAACGGCCAGGACCACAGCGACGAGAGCGGUCAGAGCGACGGCGAGAGCGCGGGGGGCAGAGGGGGGACGGGCGGGGCGCACCAGAACGCCAACUACGUGUACCGGCAGGAAGGUUUCGAGCCGGCGUUCGGGGACAACCUGUACGUGUGCAUCCCCUGCGGGAAAGGCUUCCCCAGCUCGGAGCAGCUCAACGCUCACGUGGAGACGCACACCGAGGACGAGCUGUACAUCAAAGAGGAAGUGGGGAGCUACGUCAAAGAGGAAGACGAAGAGGAGGCCGAGGACCUUUCCGCCCCCGUCGGGCCGUCCAACUUCGCCUCCGAAGCCCGCCCCUUCAAGUGCACCGUUUGCAAUAAGAGCUACAAGGACCCGGCGACGUUGCGACAACACGAGAAGAGCCACUGGCUCACCCGCCCCUUCCCUUGCAACAUCUGCGGCAAAAUGUUCACCCAGCGGGGCACCAUGACGCGCCACAUGCGCAGCCACCUGGGCCUCAAGCCCUUUGCCUGCGAGGAGUGCGGCAUGCGCUUCACCCGCCAGUACCGGCUGACGGAGCACAUGCGCGUGCACUCCGGGGAGAAGCCGUACGAAUGCCAGCUGUGCGGCGGCAAGUUCACUCAACAGCGCAACCUCAUCAGUCACCUGAGAAUGCACACCUCGCCCUCCUAGAAAACGCAUCAAGCCAAAGAACUCUGGGAAUAACAAAAAAAAAAAACACCCCCGCUAAACUCUCGCUCGACAAAGAAACGCACAUGAACACGUUCGACGCAGUUCUAUUCCGCUCGGUUUACGACGGCGCCCCGGCUGAGUGAGCGUCGUUGCCAUGCUGGGCGAUGGUGGUGACGGUGUCACUUCGGGGAUUGUGUCACCAUCGGUUUUAAAGUGACAUAUAUGCUCACCUCUCAGGAGUUCUAGAGGAACAGUUUACUCUCUUCUCUUCUCUUCUCUUCUCUUCUCUUCUCUCUCUCUCUCUCUCUCUCUCUCUCUCUCUCUCUGUCUGUCUCUCUGUCUCUCUCUCUGUCUCGCUUUCUCUCAGCUGAAAGUCACAAAGCCAUGGCGUCAUAGCUUUGUGACUUGUGCUCUGUCAAGGCCGAUAAAUGUGAAUGUGGGUACCAAUGUAAUGUCCAGCCCUUGCCACCCCCCCCCCCCCCAAAGGCUUCCUUUCCUCCUAUCUUUUGAAAGCUUUUUGCCGGUUGUCCGCCAGAACGACAAUUCGAGGUCCCCCCCUCUGCUCUCCAACGCUAUUCCGACCAAAUAGAUUCAAAGAACCCAAUGAAACCAGUACUGGCAAUAAUAUCGCAAAAAAAAAAGAGUGUUUUGAACUCUUUGACAGCUUUAUAGCCUUUCUUACUUUCCUUUUAAGCGAUUGGAGGGGGGGGGGGGAUUUCGAUGUACGAUGAGGGGGUGACUGGGACCAUCUCCAUGCUUUAACUGAUGGAAGGAUCCAGGUGGGAUCAUGUUGGGGGUCGUGGUUUAGUUUCAAGAGUUUUCUCUUCAUGGCUGUUGACAGUAAAGGAUGUUGACUCUUUUCCCCAUCUUGCCUGUUCGUGCACCAUGAAACCAAACCCGUUUGGGGGGGGGGGAUCACCCCCUUGAGGUACGUGUUUUACUUAAAGAACUAAUAAUGUUUCAGUGAAUGUUUAAACUGGAAGGUCUUGUGGAGGGGAGGGAUUUGUUUUUAAAGGGGGCUCAUAAAGAGGGUGUUUUAGACGGAACAAUAUGUUCAAUGGGUACGUUUUAUUUUGUGUCUGUAUAGCUUUCCUCCCCUUGAGAAAAAAAAAAACUAAACAACCAGAAGUCUAUUUAUAUGGGCUUGUGACCUCGCUACCUCUGAUUACUCUUAACGAACGCUAUAUGUUGAUUAGUUAAAAGUUCCAAUGUAAUUAAUUGUAAAAAGUGUGUAGAUUAUCUUCAUCUGAUGCUUUAACCUGCCCAUCUCUCAACACAGGUUUUUAAUGCCUAUAGAUCCUUUUUUUUUUUUUUUACUUCUCAUAAUCUCGUUAGCAGUUGUCUAUUCCAAAAUAUAAAAUAGCUUUCCGGGCGCCCCGCUCAGUGUGGUGCCGCCUCAAAAUAAUGUACUGUAGCGUCUUUGUGAAGGCAAGUGAUGAUGGUUAGUUGGUCUACGUGUAGUGUGUUCCAAAGAUCUUGUGAAUGUGGAGGACAGAGCUAACUAACAAAACAUUGCUAGGCAAAUUCAAACCAAAGCUUUAAAAAAAAUAAAAAUUAAAAAAAAAUAAAGAUAUACUUAAGAUAUAUAGCAUACUAAAUUAUUUCACUUUUUGAUUUCCCUUACUUUUGCUCCUGUAUAAUACAAAUUUAUUAAUUAUAUUGUCCAUAUAAAGAAAUUCACUCUUUAGCGUUUUGGCCAAUGACUCUGAAGCGGAGAAGCUUGUGCUGAUUGGUGGGCCGGUGAACUUUACCACCUUUUAUUAUUUUUUUUGUCAUGUCAUCUUUAUUGUCCAAAGUCCUGAUCACUUUAUAUUCCCAAACUUUAAAAACCGGACUUGGUGACGUGUUCUGUUCAGACCAAAAAAAAAAAAAAAAAGCAAAAUAGGAAAAAAAAAUACGACUUAUAAUCAGAAAUUUAAUGUGAAUUUCAAGUUGCUUGUUAGUUUCUUUUUGAGCCAGACUUGUGGAAAACUUGUAACAAGAAGGGAGAAAGCAGAGAUGCACUGGACAGCCACUCAUUGGUCUCCUGCAAAGAUCCUCCUUUUUGUUUUUUGUUGUUGUUGCUGUUGUCUCUGAUUGCGUUCACCUGUGUCACAUAAUGGUUUUAAGUUAUUUGAACCUCGCCGUGCUUUACCUCAUAAGCGAGCAUAUGCUUGAAAUCGGGCCGUCGGCGGUCAUCAUCACUAAAUCCUGUCCAGUGUAUCCACUCUUAACACUUACUGUGGACCUUCCCUACAAGUUUUUGGUAUAGGCAUUCCUUUUUCUUUUUUUUUCCAACUGUCUUGCUGGAAUUAUUUUUUUUGGGUUGAUUUAUUUGUUGCCCUCAUGGUCUGUGAAUUUAUUAUGUAGGGAUGCAGCCAAAGUUACAACCUGCAUCCCCGAUUCCUGCAUUUGUUACUACUUGGUCAUGUUGGCUGUUAAGCAAUUACUCAUUGACUAGUAAUUGUGUGGUUGGUACACCGCCGUCCCCCUCUCAAACCCUUUGCUGUAAACUAACAAACAUGCAUCCAUCCUCUGGUGUAAGAUGGAGCCCACAGUGCAUCGUCUUCUUGUACCUGUCAGCAUUUGAUAGAGUGCGUCUUGAUGUCUGUCAUGCAAAGGAUAUUUUUUUUUCUCUCCACAUACAAGAUUUCCAGCCAUUGCUGGCCGAAAAAAAAAGACUGUAGCUGCGUUUGAAUGCUUGCUUGUGGGACAUUGCGAAGAAAAACUCCAAACUGUGACCAUACUACUACUAAUAUUACUAUUACUACUAGAACUACUACUAUACAAAUACUUCAGGGAUAGUUCUGCAUCGGUGAGUGCAGGCUCUCAGCUACAUUUGUAAGACAUAGUAUUGUAUCAAUUUCUCUGUAUUUUAAUGAUGAAAGCAAAACACUAGUUUCAUACAUAAAAAAAAAAUACUGGGUGAGGGGUGGUGGGGGGAGGUGCUUUCAAGUAACGCAAAGAGCCUUGACAAAAGGCGAGGCAGCUCAAACAAGUCUACAUUUUAGUUGAUAACACACUAUGUUCGUGAAUAAUUGCAAAGUUGUACGAAAGAAGAAGAAAAAAGAA
Hippocampus zosterae (dwarf seahorse) is the source of this 5065-nucleotide messenger RNA. RefSeq names its product hypermethylated in cancer 2 (gene hic2). Lineage: Eukaryota; Metazoa; Chordata; Actinopteri; Syngnathiformes; Syngnathidae. Gene Ontology annotation, cellular component: nucleus. Gene Ontology annotation, biological process: regulation of transcription by RNA polymerase II. The record is from RefSeq and is a predicted model, not a curated record. The transcript is spliced from 2 exons. Gene Ontology annotation, molecular function: protein binding; RNA polymerase II cis-regulatory region sequence-specific DNA binding; DNA-binding transcription factor activity, RNA polymerase II-specific. Bases 269 to 2014 code for a protein of 581 amino acids.